AUGUGACUUUUAUGGUUAUUUCCUCUAGUUAUCGCUGAUCCUACGAAUAUUCAACUCUCUAUAAGCUCAAGUGGACAUAUAGAAGUAAGAUGAGAUAUGGUAUUUUACAUUUAGCAUCACUACUCAUAUUCAUUUUUAGUUUAUGGCAGAUUAAGUAGUUUCACAGAUAUUUCUCAAUUAGCGCAGCGAGGCAGAUAUGUAAAAAGUUGGCCAAAACUUGCUAACUCUGGAAUAAAGCAUAUAACUAUUUAAGAUUAUUGAAAAACCUGCUGUCAAGUUCCAGAAGGCCAUUAAACUUUUAUAAUAAUUUAUCUCUUACUCGCCAGUCCACACACAGUCUUCACUGUGCUAUGUUUCAGAACGAGGACUUACAACCAUCCCCCUGAAGUCAGAAGUCUUUGUCACCUUAUCACAAGUCAAUAGGAUGCCUGCCAUGGAAAAUCCAAAAGGUCGAAGAAGCUACCUAGGGCACUGCUCACUUCCCCCCCCCCCCCCUCCGUGAGCGAACAAAAAAAUUUUUGUUCGCUCACGGAAGGGGGUUAAUUUUUUUUUUUUAAAAAAAAAUUUAUAUAUAAAUUUUAUAAAAAAUAUUUUUUUCGAAAUUUAAAAAAAUCUUAAUUUGCAAAAAUUGGGGAAGCAAAUAUUAAUUUAAUUUGCAAAAUUUAUGUUUUAAAACGCAAUUUGUUUAAAAUUAAACAGAAUUAGCUCUAGAUUUCAUUAUACUAAUUAUCACUUAUAUAUCAAAAUUUUUUUCCAUUUAAAAUUUUUUCUAUUAAAAAAAAAUUUUUGUUCACUCACGGAGGGUGGGUUUUUGGUCAAAAAAUGGCGAUUUUUCUAAUGGUUUUGUUCGCUCACGGAGGGGGGGGGGGGAGUCAGUCCAUUUCUAACUUCUAUCCCAAUACCAUGAGUAAAAAGCGUUCCAAAAAAGCUCUUGGUAUAUUAGCUAAGCCAUCUCAUUGCCCUUCAGGUCACAAUCUACAGGAAUUAAGAAUUCUGGCCGAUUUGCCACUCCAUUUUAAUAUAUACACUGCGGAAUCAAGCACAAAGCAGAAGUGAAAGAUUUACAGCCUGAAGAAUUAUAUGUCUAUCAAGUAGGAAGUGAAGAUGAAGGAUGAAGUCCUAUUUACAGCUUUGUAGGGCCAAUUAAAAGUGAAGAGCAUUACCCUACAUUUGCAAUUUUAUCUAAUUUGUCUGAAGGAAGCCAAUCUUCCAAAAUUUUAAGUCAACUUGUCGCGAGAAGCUUUAUCGAAAGAUUGGAUGGGAUUUUUAUAUAUGGCGCUAUGACUUCGCAACCCCUUUAUGACGUGACUCGCACAAAUAUACCUACAAUGCUAAUGCCAAAAUCAAUUAAAGAAUCUUAUUACAGCAUUCAAUAUUCUCACGUAUAUUUAAUCAUUUUAAAUACUUAUGCAAUCACUCCAGACCAAUUUUCAUGACUUAAGCGAGAACUGAAUUCAGCUCAAUCAUAUGCGUGGACUAUAAUAUUUGGCGAACACCCAUUAAGCGAAAUAAAUACAAGCAAAACAAAUUUCACUGAGUUGUUUUUGGACGCAAAAGUGAAUUUGUAUGUUGCUUCAGGCGAAUUUUAUGAAAGGUCAAAUAUUUUGUAUCGUGUAAGUGAUCACCAAAUUGACUAUACAGCAGAAUUGUUGGAAAUUCAAAUGGGGCCAUCAUGCACAAAAGAAAAGAGAGCUUUAGACUCUAAUGAUACUGAAAUUUAUGCAUCUUUACACCCUGGGUAUGGAAUUUUGCAUUUAAGAUACUCAUUUUUGAGAUGGCAAGAAUAUAGCUCGAACUCUCAUAGGCUGAUGGAUGAUGCGUAUGAGCACAGAGUUGGCCUAGUUCCUAGGAAAGGAAAUGAAAAGAAAACAGUGAUAAUUGUGCUAGUUACCUCGUUUGUUAUGUUUUCAGCAGCAUUCAUUCAAUCAUAUUAUAUGAGAAGAAGAAACAAAAAGAAACAAAAUGGAUUGAUAGACUUAUCCCUCCCUCCUUGAACGAGCAAAACUAUAAAAAAUUCCUAUUUUGGGUUAAAAUUACUAUCUGUGAGAGAAACAAAAAAUUUAUUUAAUAUACAAAUUUUUAUAAAAUAAUAUUUUGAUAUAUAAAAGAUAAUUUAAUAAAAUCUUUAGCUCUAUUGAGCUUUAAAAGAUUAAACAAAUUUUUUUACAUAAAUUAAUUUUUGCGAAUUUUUUUUUAAUUUUAAAAAAAGAAGAAUUUGUUUUUUAAUUAAUAAAAAAAAAGCAAACUCUUUGUAAGCAAACAAAAUUUUUUGUUCGUUCACGGAGGUGAGUUAGAUAAAGAUGUAGUAGAUUAA
Molecule: messenger RNA, 2314 nt
Organism: Blepharisma stoltei
Lineage: Eukaryota; Ciliophora; Heterotrichea; Heterotrichida; Blepharismidae
Source: the annotation of a GenBank genome assembly